Lottia gigantea (owl limpet) is the source of this 456-nucleotide messenger RNA. RefSeq lists its product as hypothetical. Bases 1 to 456 code for a protein of 151 amino acids. The record is from RefSeq and is a predicted model, not a curated record. NCBI's taxonomy places the organism in Eukaryota, Metazoa, Mollusca, Gastropoda, Lottiidae. The transcript is spliced from 3 exons.
AUGGAUUUUCCUGUAUUUGUCUAUGUGUUAAUUGGCGUGUUUUGUAUGUUUUUCACGUGUACAUUCGGUUUGAUUUUUUGUCAACUUUGUAAAUCAUACAAUGGGUACGGUAAUAGAAUUACAGUUGGGUAUCCGACCAUGACUUCUCAAACCUCACCAGGAUUUGCAGGCCUAUCAACAACAGUGCAGUAUUCAUCAGGAACGGCACCAUCGGCUUUCAGUCAAGGGAUUACCCCUUCAGCACCCCCACCACCAUAUGCGGCGUCAAGUCAACACCCCACAUACAACCAGUCAACCGACUACAACCAACUACCAACAUACAAUCAAUCACAGUAUCCACCAGUUGGGAAUUUCGGCGCCGGAUUGCCAAUCCCUCAACAUGCGCCCUGGCAGCCUGGUCAAAUGAUGCGAGGUCAACCAACGAUUGCGUAUGCCUCUGGAACAUAUCGUAAAUGA